Molecule: messenger RNA, 1378 nt
Organism: Thamnophis sirtalis
Lineage: Eukaryota; Metazoa; Chordata; Lepidosauria; Squamata; Natricidae
Source: RefSeq, a predicted model, not a curated record
GAAAGGGCGCGCGGCGGGUCACGUGGUACCAAAAAUGGCGGCUCCGGGCGAGCGAGAAGCGGAGGGCUCGGCUGAGGAGGCUUUUCUCACCUUCUACACGGAGGUAAAGCAAAUUGAAAGGCGAGAUUCUGUUUUAACUUCAAAAAACCAGAUUGAAAGGCUCACUAGGCCUGGAGCCUCCUAUUUUAAUCUGAAUCCCUUUGAGGUACUGCAAUUGGAUCCUGAAAUCACUGAUGAAGAAAUAAAGAAAAGAUUCCGUCAGUUAUCCAUCUUGGUCCAUCCUGACAAAAAUCAAGAUGAUCCUGAAAGAGCGCAAAAGGCCUUUGAAGCUGUUGACAAAGCAUACAAGCUGUUGCUGGACCAGGAACAAAAGAAGAGAGCCUUGGACGUGAUACAGGCUGGAAAGGAAUAUGUGGAACACAUUGUAAAAGAGAAAAAGAAACAGUUAAAGAAAGAUGGACUUGUGAUCUCUUCUGCUCUGUCUAGCAAACAUAAUGCUAACUUUUCCUCUCUGGGUUUUUGUUCUAGAAAAAGACAGAGAGAAGAGGAAAUAGAGGCCCAGGAGAAAGCCAAGCGUGAGCGAGAGUGGCAGAAAAACUUUGAGGAGAGUCGGGAUGGACGUGUGGACAGCUGGAGGAACUUUCAAGCAAAUACAAAAGGGAAGAAAGAGAAGAAAAAUAGAACCUUUUUGAGACCACCCAAAGUGAAGAUGGAGCAGCGUGAAUAAGCUGGCUAUUCUAGGCUCCUGUGGACACUUGUGUAUUACCAUGUUUAAGUCUCUCCUUGCUUUUCCAGUAGAAUCUUUGUUUUCAGUAUGAUUGGUUGAAGAUCAGAAUAUUCUAACCUCUGCUUGAUUCCCUGAGGUUCGUGGUUGAAUUUCCAGGCCAAACCUUCUGCUGCUUUUAGAAUCCUUGGCUAACUUAGAAAGGCGCCACCAUCACAUGUACUUGUAAUCCCCGUAAUUUAAUGUUCUGUAUUUCAAGGGUAUUGCUGUUCAAAUUUGCCACCAAGCCUGUAGCUUGUGGAAGCAUUCAUUCAGUAUCUCCAUAAGGCAGAUCCUGAAACUGGGCCUGGUGUCUCUUCCUGCUCACCUCAUCCAGCCGACCAUUUUUCAUCUCUUUCCACUUGCUAGUGGUGAAGUCUGGAACCUAGAACUGAGUUGCCUAGUUAAGCUUCACAAGAGGUUCUCAAGUGAGCUGCAUGGAGCUGAUGUUUCCCCCCCCCCCUAAUUUCCAACUGUGAUCCACGAUUGCAGCUUGGUGAACAAAUAGCCUGAUUACUAGAACCACCCCCGCCCUCUGUAAAUAAAAUAAUAUCUUGCAUUGUAUAUGCAGUUAGUGGCAAUGUUCUCUAUGUAAAAUAAAUUUUUACCCAAAAA